Molecule: messenger RNA, 5424 nt
Organism: Paramuricea clavata
Lineage: Eukaryota; Metazoa; Cnidaria; Anthozoa; Malacalcyonacea; Plexauridae
Source: the annotation of a GenBank genome assembly
GAAAAACUGAAUGCCAAGAUGAUAUUAGUUCAAAUGAUAAGUCAUAUAAUGGACGAUCAAUAUUCUAUCCAGCAGUAUUGAGUGGAAAUAAAGAGGUCAUCGAAUAUCUUCAAGGUCACGUGCACAAUUCGACAGAAUUGUUAUCGAAGGAAAUGAAGAAUGACAACUGCAGGACGUUUGAAGAGUGUAUUGUGAGGAAUAAUUUGACAGACUUGCUGAAUUUUUUGCUAAAACUUAAGGACACUUCUCCAGAAAAUCAAUUGCCAGAAUCUGUCAUUCUGGGAAUAUGUAUGAGGUAUGUUGUUUGAUACUUUCGACUCCAUACGCAAGUGACUAAAAAGUUUUGAUUUGAAAGGUUUUGUAGAUGGAGAUUUUAAUGGAAUAUAUAUAUAUAUAUAUAUAUAUAUAUAUAUAUAUAUAUAUAUAUAUAUAUAUAUAUAUAUAUAUAUAUAUAUAUAUAUAUAUAUAUAUACAUAUAUAUACCGGGUGUCCCAAAAAAAGUACUCCGGUUUGAUUUAUAAUAACUUCUAAACAAGUAAAGCUGUCAAACAGAAAUAACUUGCAUUAGAUAGAGGAAGGGCUAACUUAGAUUUUGAUAUAUUAGAGUUGUAUUUUACUUAACAAUUCAUGGAGAUAUUAAUGUUCAAAAUCGGGAGCAUAUUUUGGGAUGUGUCUAAAAUUAGCGAAAAUCGACAUAUCAAAUAUUAACUCCAUGUAGGCAUGUAUAUAUAUAUAUAUAUAUAUAUAUAUAUAUAUAUAUAUAUAUAUAUAUAUAUAUAUAUAUAUAUAUAUAUAUAUAUAUAUAUAUAUAUAUAUAUAUAUAUAUAUAUAUAUAUAUAUAUAUAUAUAUAUAUGUGUAUAUAUAUAUGUAUAUAGGGUGUAUCAAAAUAAACGCAAUUCAUCUUUUGUGCUUAAUAACUUUCGAAAUACUAUUUCUAGUUAAACGCUUUUAGGAUUACUUCAAAGCCUGUUCUUUUCUCUUUCAAACAAACUAUUAUCCUUGUCUCCAAUGCUAGUAAUAAUUGCACAGGAAAAGAUUUAGUAAAACCUAUCAUUUUAGUUGCUGUUUAAUUAUGCAAGUUUACUAUGUUAUUGUUUAGUCGGUUUAAAUGUUAGAAUUUUCUUCUUUAAACUUUAAUGUUGUCGUCACUAUAUCUGGAAAACCACGUAAGAACAAAUUAAAAGUAUUUUAAAAGAGACCAGGUUGUUUGAAAAUCCUAAACGAAUGCUAAAAAUCGUCAAACAUUCUGGUGUCUGAGCCAGAGUGUCAUCGAAUUGCGAUGUAAUGUAAACAGAAAUUAUAGCAAGUUGAUGUCAGUCAGCUUAGAUGGUCCAAGCCAAAAUUAUAUCGCAUUUGAAGUUUAAAACUGAGUUAAAAAUAGUGAAAGAAAAGCCGUAAUUAUACUUAUUGUUACAAUCCAUUUAAUAAAAUGCAACAUUUUUUGUUUUAAUGAAAAAAUCAGUUAUUUUCAUGAGAACGAUUUGUUAUUCCAUCUCAAUUUUUUUAAUCUCCAAUCGCAAUAACUUAAAGUAUUAUUAGCCGCGAACCAAUGAGUCAAAUUUUAAGAAACAAACCCACCGUUAGAAAGCUGAAUGGCUACGCUUUAAAAUGAAUGUAAACUCUAACGUUUUCGUCUAUUAUUUGUUUAGCAAUUUACAUUUCAGUCGAGGAUUGCGCUUUUUUUGAUACACUCUCUAUAUAUAUAUAUAUAUAUAUAUAUAUAUAUAUAUAUAUAUAUAUAUAUAUAUAUAUAUAUAUAUAUAUAUAUAUAUAUAUAUAUAUAUAUAUAUAUACAGUCGAACCCCUAUUAAUUUUCGGGACCUCGCCAAAGUGUCCGCUUAAAAGGGUAUGUAGAAAAACACAGCAGGAGGCAAAGGUGUGUAAUUAGGUGUGUAAUUUGAGUAUCAAAACAGUAAAAAAUAUCUAGCAAAUAAUUAGCCGAUAAAAUGAAAAUUUCUUUGUGCAUAAAAGUUCAUUCAAACACUCAUUAAUAAUUCAUAAACUUAUUGGCAAAUCAUGUUAACCAUAAUAUGUCACGUGCAGUGGCUUUAAACCUGAUAAAACACUACUAAUUAGUAUUCUUUAUAUAAAGAAUACUAAUAAGGCAGUAUCUAUUGUAGUCGUGUCCUCAUUAGUAUUUUUUAUACAAAGAGGGGCGUCACACAAUAACUAUUUACAAAUUAGAGAGUAUACACAUUAAACUAUAUACAAGUUAAACUAUAUAGAAAAAACAAGGAAGCAAAGGAUAAUAGAAAAGGAAUUAUAUAAAAACUUAACAAUUGGUGCGAUCCAAAGGAGGUGUUCAUGCCUGACAUACUUUUCUUUUAAAAGAGAAAGGGUUUCAGAAUUUUCUGAAUCCUCAGAAAGAUGAUUCCAUUGCAUGGCACCACUAUAUCGAAAAGUUUUCUUUAAAAAUUCACUAUUAGGCUUAGGUAAGCACAGAUCUGUAUCGCUACUACGCAAAUGAUAAUUAGAUUGGAUUGUAUUUCUUUUGCAAAACACUCGUUUAGAUUAGGGACAGUGUGAUUAUUAAGUAUUUUGUAUAUCAUUAUUAAUUUAUUUUCUAAACGUUUCACAUCACGUGUUUGCCAACCGAGAGCAUCCAAAACAUCAGUAGACCUAAUAUCAUAACUGGCUCCAGUAAUCACUCUAGCUGCACGGGAUUGAAAUUUUUGUAGUUUAUCUUGAAGUGUUUUUCCACAGGUAUGCCACAGAGGGGAACACUAAUCAAAGUAGGGUUGAGUUAAUGCUUUGUAAAUUGUUUGCAGAGUUGCAGGUGGGACAAAGGGCUUUAUACGCUUCGUGGCCCCAAUUCCGGCACUGACUUUAGAACAUUUCGAAUCGAUGUGUGCAUCCCAAGUUAAUUUUUCGUCAAUGUCCAUCCCUAAACAUGUAUAUUUGCUAUUUCGAGGGACUGGGGUAUUAUUCAUCAAUAUUGGUGUAUUUCCAAUUUUAUUGAUGAGGUUAUAAGAUGAAGCAAUAAACAUGACUCUUGUUUUGGUGGGACGAUGUUGAAGAUUAUUUUUUAUAAGCCACCUCUGAAUAUUAUUUAGAUCAUCAUUUUAAUUUUGAGCUAAUGUCUCAAAAUCAUAUGAGGAAGACUAAAUUUCAGUAUCAUCUGCAUAGAGAUACGGAGUUGUUUUUUACAAGUGAUCUGGCAUGUCGUUUACAUAAAGUAAAAAUAACAAUGGUCCUAGAGUUGAACCCUGGGGGACACCGCAUCUUAUUUUCUUCGGUAAGGAUGUGUGGCCAUUUACCAAGCAAACUUGCUCUCUAUUCGUUAGGUAGGACUCAAACCACUUCAGUUCAAUAUCAUGUGUUCCAAAUUGAUUUUUUAGCUUUCUCCAUAAAAUCUUAUGGUUAUUAGAAUCAAACGCUUUACCAAUAUCCAGAAAUACUACUCCAUUUAUUUUGCCUUUAUCCAUAUCACUUAGCCACUGGUCACACAUCUGAAUAAGCGCGCCCACAGUUCUAUGUUUUGGUCUAAAUCCUGGUUGAGAUUUUGAUAAUAGCGAGUUUCAUUCAGAUAUUUAUGUAUUUGAGUAAACAAUUCUCUUUCGAAUACUUUGCUUAUAAUGGGUAGAAUCGAAUCGGUAAUUUUCAAACUUUUUUCGGUCUUCUGAUUUAUAAAUCGGAGAUACUAGCUCGAGCUAAUUUCCAGUCGUUUAUGUAAAUACCAGUGCUAAGAGACUGUUUGAAUAUAACGGUCAACGAUGGAGCGAUGAUGUGUGAUGCCGCGUUAAGAACUUUUGCCGGUAUGUUAUCAACACCGGUUGCUUUAGAAGCUUUAAGAUUUUGAAGACGCGAGGCAACAUUACUCACACUGAUAUCGGAAAAAUAAAAACGAGUCCCAGGACAAUUUUGGUGGAAAUUUGGGUCAUCACCCAAAUUACUAUAGAGUUAAUCAGACUCAGCUGCUAAGUUUAUUCCUAUAUUCGUAAAAAAAAACAUUCAAAGAUUCGGCAAUAACUUUAUCAUCAGAAACAAUUGUAUCAUUAAUUAAAAGCUCUUUAACACUCGGCGAUUUACGUUUUUGUCCCGAAAUGGCAUUUAUCAAGGACCAGCUUAUUUAGCAUUUCUAGAAAGUGUACAAUGCUCAAUUUUCUCAUAAAAAUAUUUUGACUUUGCCUUACUGUUCUCGAUGUUCACGUUAUGGCGCUCAGAUUUACAUAAAAACCAUUGUGACUGAGAAUCGUGUUGUAUUUUUUUUGUGGAAAUCCAUGGUAUGUAAUCCAUGGUAUGGCGCGGUUCUGUCUCAACCUCUUCUGCCGUAGAGGUGCAUGUCUAUCAAGAGCUUCAAGAAAGAACGAUUUCCACACCUGCCAGGAUGGGUUUGGACUGGCAAAUUGAUUUAUAGAAUCCCAAGGUAGUUGGGAAAUAUUAUGAAUAAAGUCGUUUUGAACAAAAUUUUUAAAAUCUCUAACUUUUCUAACCAUGGGUGACGUUUUUCCCGAGUUUGGUGACGUAAGUUUUCUAAUAGCAAAAAUCAGACUAUGAUCACAUAUCCCAAGGUGAACAACACCAGACUGGGAUAUAUUUUCUGGUUUGUUAGUUAAAAUUAAAUCAAUUAAAGAAGCUGAUGUUGGCGUAACUCUUCUUGGUGGCUCAUUGAUAAGUUGGCCAAAGCAUUGAUAAGUUGAUCCGAGCAUUACCCGGAGCGUUUUUAGAAUAACAUCUAACUAAAUUUUCUUUGCAAAUUCUUAUUACAGAGUAUUAUCCAAACAUUUUAUCUUUGUGUUCUCGUUUUUAAUAUAAUGUUAGUGAAACUACUAGAAGAGAGCUAGCAGUCUACAGUCCCUCACGUAACGAGGCUUAGCCUCCCCCCAAAAUUGUCAGAUCUAGAGUUGGAAACCAUAAUACAAUACAUACUCUCAUCUGUAGUGUUAUUUUCCUUCCCCCUAACCCCUCCCCGACUCCAAAUAAACCAGCCUUUCGCUGCCGACGAAUGCAGUCAUCUACGACUCAAUUUUGUGAUACUUUUUGAAACUAUCUAAAUACAUCGCCAGCUCUCACUAAAGUAUAUUAGAGAAAAAUAACGUUCUUUACGUAUCUUUCCAAAUAUUGAAUAAUUUGCCUUUUUAAAUGUUUGUCUUCUUUGAAUACUCGAAAUAUUAUCAGAUUGUUUAAAUAGGCAUUAGCCAAACGUUUCUGAGCAUUCGAGCCAAACAAAAACAAGAACCUGCAUGUCUUCUAUAAUUAAUUAAUUUGAUCUCUUUAGAGCUGUGGAGCUAAAUAAUCAAGAUAUCGUUUCAAUAAUUUUGGAAUCACAGUAUGGCCGUGAAGCAUUACAAUUUACGGAUACUUCGGGAAGAACUGUUUUACAUCAUGGAUCGAAAUAUCCUAAACUCGUGAAAUAUCUGUUGGAGUCAGCUGAACAAAUAUUGGAUAAGGUAAAUACCGGCUUUUUGCCAAUUGCGUCAUGA